GCUGGGUGGAGAGUUCUAACCUUAAGCUGUGAAUUAAAGGUGCCUUUGGUUUCUUUCUGGCUUGGCUCUGGUCUGUAUCCAGAGUUCCUGUAAAGUUCUGGAGAAGAGGAGCAUGUGCUCCAGAAGGUGGGAGUGGUCUCUGACUCUGGAAAUUCUACUGCUGCCUCAUUUGUUCCUGGCGAUCAGCAUACAAGGCCCUACAAAAUAUGCAAUCCCCGGCGGCAACGUGAGUCUACAAAUCUCCAAUCUGCCUAAGAACCACAAAUCACUCAUCUGGUUUUAUACUACUGACCAGAAGAUUGUAGAGUGGGAAUCUGGUGAUCCUAAGUACUUCGAUACUAAAUUUAAGGACAGGGCCACGCUUGAUCUUAAUAGUGGUACACUGCACAUCCGCAAGGUCCAGAAGGAAGACAGCAGUACUUACCUCCUGAGGGUGCAGAAGGACACUGAAGACGAGGACGAAUGGAAGAUUCCACUGGUGGUGCUUGACCCUGUACCGAAGCCUGUCAUAAAAGUCAAUAAGACAGAGGAGAACAGCUGCCACCUGCUCCUAUCCUGUGUGAUCCAGGACCAACCUGUAAACUACACUUGGUAUUGGGAAUCGGGGUCCUUUCCAAAACAGCUACAGAACAGUGUGCUUGAAGAGGUCCACACGCCACAAAACUACUCCAAGUCUUAUACCUGCCAAGUCAGCAACCCUGUAAGCAGCCAAAACAGCACGAUCAACUUCACUUCAUUCUGUGUAUGGGCCUCCUCCUCUGGAGUAGCUUGGAUGACAACUUGGCCAGUGAUCAUGGUAACCACUCUUCUCAAUCUCCUAUGGACCUAAGAAGAGCUAACUAGAGUGAAACUUCAAGAAUGCAAGAUCUUGCCCUCAUUAGUAAUCAGCUGUUAACCAGGACAGAAGCUCUAUCUAUAUGGAAUAGGGGAAAGGACUGAGAUGUCUAAAAGAACAUUCAAAUAAAUUUUUUAUAAUCACAGUAAUAUUUUAUUUUUAUAUUUUCUAAUUGUUUUUCUAGCAUACAUAUGUGCUUUCCCACCAAAAAUGGACAGAAUGUAUUCUGCAAUGUUUUCUUGUUUCAAUAAACAAUGAUAUAACUGUCAAAA
Molecule: messenger RNA, 1107 nt
Organism: Dama dama (fallow deer)
Lineage: Eukaryota; Metazoa; Chordata; Mammalia; Artiodactyla; Cervidae
Gene: CD48
Product: CD48 molecule
Exons: 4
Coding region: 113-829 (238 amino acids)
Source: RefSeq, a predicted model, not a curated record